AUGCCGGCCUUCACUCUCUACGGUGGUCGCGGCUCGUCCAACACGGACCGUGUGCGCCUGACCCUCGCCGAGGGCGGCUUCACCGACUUUGACCUCGAGAUCCUCGACAUGCGCAAUGGCGAGCAAAAGUCUCCAGAGAACAUGAAGCGCCACCCCUGGGGCAAGAUCCCCUCUCUCAUCUUCCCAGACGGCUUCACUCUCUACGAGAGCCGCGCCAUCUGCACGUACCUCGCCAGGAAGUACUCCUUCCCGCUGCUGCCGCCGGUCGCGGACCUCGAGGCCACGGCGCUCUUCGAGCAGGCCCAGUCCGAGGAGAUGCUCUACUUUGCCGACCCGGCGGGCAAGAUCAGCUUCGAGAAGUUCGCCAAGAAGUUUAUCGGCCUGCCCACUGACGAGGGCGUCGUGGCGGGCGCGGUCAAGGCGCUCGAGGGCUUCUUCGACGUGGCCGAGCGCAUGCUGCAGGGCAGGGACUACAUGGCUGGGAAGGAGUUCACCCUGGUGGAUAUCUAUUACAUCCCGCUGAUCCAGAGGCUGUUUGCGUGCGGCUAUGGAGAAAUGGUGACGGGUCGCAAGGCAGUGAGCGCGUGGUGGGCGCGCAUCACCGGUCGGCCUGCUAUUGCGAAGCUGUUGGCUGCCGAUAGGGAGGCCAUGGCUGCGGCUCAGGCUGCGGGCGCGAAAAAAUAG
Molecule: messenger RNA, 684 nt
Organism: Thyridium curvatum
Lineage: Eukaryota; Fungi; Ascomycota; Sordariomycetes; Thyridiales; Thyridiaceae
Exons: 2
Coding region: 1-684 (227 amino acids)
Cellular component (GO): cytoplasm
Molecular function (GO): glutathione transferase activity; glutathione binding
Source: RefSeq, a predicted model, not a curated record